UGCUAGCUUGGCGCAGGUCCGCUAACUUCUGUGUGGUCACCCAGGCGAAGCAUGAGGUCCUCUGGGUUGUCCGUUUUUCCUUAAUAACGUUUACGCGAAAUGAUGCAAAUAUUAAAAUUGACGAUAUCUGCUGCUUCAUGACUUUACGGUCAUUUGGAUCGGGAACACCAGCGUCUGCGGAAAAGCGAACUCUUCUCUACACCUUAGCCUUCGACCAGCAUCUUGUAUUAGUGGUAGCUACGAUGUGGAUGUAAGGAAAAAAAACUGGCGUCGAUAAACUUACACUGACAUUAUUAUCAGGGCAUUUUAAUGGCUAUAGCCCUGUUUCUAUCUAAUACCUCCAUGCUAUUUCGAUAGCCUUUUCAACUCUGCGCCGUGGGGAACCGCUAUAUUUUCUUGGCGGAAAUAACAGUCGGCAUCCACAGCUCUGUACUUCACAUCCGAAUAUGUCUUUCUUCAAUUUUCGGAAGAUAUUCAAGUUAGGGCCGGAUAAGAAGAAGAAGCAGUACGAACAUGUACACAGAGACGUCAAUCCAGAGGAAAUUUGGGAGAUUAUUGGGGAACUAGGAGAUGGAGCUUUUGGGAAAGUGUACAAGGCUCAGAACAAACAGAAUGCAACCCUUGCUGCUGCCAAAGUUAUUGACACAAAAACAGAAGAUGAAUUGGAAGAUUACAUGGUGGAAAUUGACAUUCUGGCUUCCUGCAAUCACCAUCAUAUUGUCAAACUGCUGGACGCUUUUUAUUUUGAAGGCAAACUUUGGAUUCUGAUUGAGUUCUGUGCGGGUGGUGCAGUGGAUGCCAUCAUGCUGGAACUGGAGAGGCCCCUUACAGAACCCCAGAUCCGCGUGGUGUGUAAACAGACCUUGGAGGCCCUGUGUUACUUGCACGAGAACAAGAUCAUCCACAGAGACUUGAAAGCUGGGAACAUUCUCCUCUCCUUGGAAGGAGAUGUGAAACUGGCCGACUUUGGGGUGUCUGCUAAAAAUACCAAGACAUUACAGAGACGGGAUUCUUUCAUUGGCACUCCAUAUUGGAUGGCCCCAGAGGUGGUAAUGUGCGAAACUUCUAAGGACCGCCCAUAUGACUACAAGGCCGACAUCUGGUCCCUCGGGGUAACCCUGAUCGAGCUGGCGCAGAUUGAGCCGCCCAACCACGAGAUGAAUCCCAUGAGAGUGCUGCUGAAAAUAGCCAAGUCCGAGCCGCCCACACUCAUGCAUCCUUCUCGCUGGUCUCCAGAAUUCAAUGACUUCCUCCGUAGAGCCCUUGAUAAGAAUGUGGACAAUAGGUGGAGCGCACCACAACUUCUGCAGCAUCCAUUUGUCUGCACUGCUUGUCAUAACAAACCUCUCAGAGAGCUCAUUGCUGAAGCCAAAGCUGAAGUUACAGAGGAGAUUGAAGAAGGCAAAGAGGAGGAGGAGGAAGAAGAACCUGAUACCUCUCUGGGGCAGACUGUCCCUGGACACAAGCGUGCACCAUCAGAUGCCAGCGUAGCCAGUUCAGAGGAUGACAAAGUUCUACCAGCUGUUGCUGCUCUGGAGUCUGUUGCAGAGAAGAAGGAGGUUGAGCCUGCUGAGGACAGGACCAGCGAUAAGCUCUCUGAUGAAGGUCUGGGAACUAGUGAGGUGGACAAGACUGAGGAAGAGAAACUUAAUGAAGUGUCUGAUGUCAGUAAUGAAGACCUGGCCACUGGCCCAGUGGAACCAGCCAAAGAACUUGUCUGUAAGGAGCCAACAGAACCUAAACCAGAAGAUGGCCAAGGUAUGGAGAUUUCCUCUGAACUUACAGAAUCACAACCAGAAGAAGCUUUAGCCACAGUAGAAACUCAAGAGUCUGUGACAACCGGUCAAAAAACAGAGGAAGAAGAAGAUGAGACAAAGAAAGAAACAGCAGAGCAUGAACCUCCUCAAGUAACUGAAGAUGUGAGAGAAGCUGAAGAUGAGAGGAAAGAAGAAGAAAAAGCACCAGCUGCAGAAGAAACUGAGACAACUGGACAGUUUAUUGAAUCCAGAGAAUCACAGGAACAACCACCAGAAAUACCAGUAGAACCAGAGGUGUUAUCAGGACAGGUAGAGCAGAAAGAAGAAAUCAAGCAGCCAGAUGAGGAGCAUCCUCAGCAAAGACUGACAGAUGACACAGAGUUAGAUACUGGUAAUCUAACUAACAAUGAAGAACCUGAUUUAGAAUUAAGCCAAAUUGUCACUUCAGAUUCAGUCGUCACAGAGGAUGCUGACACAAAGUUAAAUGUAGAUGAGUCAUCUGCAGGAGUUUUGGUGGAUGAGGAGAGCCAAAAAAGUACACCUAUUGAGAUAACAGAGGACGAAACGGAGGCUAAGGCUCCAGAAGAGGCAGAACAGUCAGAAGAGAACCAGGCUGAAGAGGUUGUAGAGGUGGAUGGAAAAGCACAAACUGAAUCCACACAUGGAAUCAACGAUGGAGGCAAAGACAUCUGUGAGGAUUCUGAACCAGUGGAGCCGCCUAAGGAUGUCCCACUUACAGGAGAGGAGGAGAAAAUUAUUAGUGUUGAUGAGAGCAAUUCUCAAGAUGCUGUUUCUGUCCCCGAGAGUGAAACUGACUCAGAAACCAAGACUGAUCAGGGAAGUCCUGCUGUACUCAAACCAGAAGUGGAGAAGGAUUCAGAUUCUGGAAGUAGCUCUGCUGCUGAUACCAACAGCCUUGACCUUAAUCUGUCCAUCUCCAGCUUCCUGUCCAAGAGCAAAGAAGGGGGCUCUGUGUCUGUGCAGGAUUCAAAACGUCAGAAAAAGACUCUAAAGAAGACACGCAAGUUUAUAGUGGAUGGUGUGGAGGUUAGUGUAACUACAUCAAAGAUAGUCACAGACAACGACACCAAGAGUGAAGAGAUGAGGUUCCUCAGGCGGCAGGAGUUGAGAGAGCUGCGUCUCCUGCAGAAAGAGGAGCAAAGGGCUCAGCAGCAGCUGAGUAACAAACUGCAGCAGCAGAGAGAGCAGAUCUACCGCCGCUUUGAACAGGAAACUACUGCCAAAAAACGUCAGUAUGACCAAGAAGUGGAGAACUUGGAAAAAAAGCAAAAGCAGACGAUUGAACGUCUGGAACACGAUCACACCAGCUGGCUCAGGGAUGAGGCCAAACGCAUCAAGGCAGACCAAGACAAGGAGCUCUCCAAGUUCCAAAAUAUGAUGAAGAACCGGAAGAAGGAGGCCAAACAGGAAGUUGGACAAUCACCCAGACACAUGAGAAAAGAGCUCAUGAAACGCUUAAAGGAGGACCUGUCGCUCCUUAAGAGUGCAGAGGAGCAGGAAUUCUUACAGAAGCAGCAACAAGAGCUGGAUGGAGCUCUGAAGAAGAUCAUCCAGCAGCAUAAAGUGGAAAUAGCCACUAUUGAGAGAGACUGCCUCAACCACAAGCAGCAGAUGAUGCGAGCUAGAGAAGCUGCCAUGUGGGAGUUGGAGGAGCGCCACCUGCAGGAGAAGCACCAGCAGCUUAAGCAACAGCUGAAGGACCAGUACUUCCUGCAGAGACACCAGCUGCUUAAGAGGCAUGAGAAGGAAAUGGAGCAGAUGCAGCGCUACAACCAACGGUUGAUUGAGGAGAUGAAGAACAAACAAACACAAGAAAGGGUUCGUCUGCCCAAAAUCCAGCGCAGCGAGGCCAAGACCCGCAUGGCAAUGUAUAAAAAAAGCCUCCGUAUCACUGCUACAGCAGCGGUUACCCAGGAGCAGGAGAGAGAACGGAUAAAACAGUUUGCUUCCCAGGAAGAUAAGAGGCAGAAGAACGAGAGGCUCCAUCAACACCAGAAACAUGAGAACCAGAUGAGGGAUCUACAGCUGCAGUGUGACUCUAACAUCAGGGAGCUGCAGCAGCUGCAGAAUGAGAAAUGUCACCUGCUGAUUGAACACGAGACCCAGAAGCUGAAGGAGCUGGAUGAGGAGCACAGCCAAGAGAUAAAGGAGUGGAGAGAGAAGCUGAGACCCCGUAAAAAGGCACUGGAAGAAGAGUUCACAAGGAAGCUGCAGGAACAGGAGGUGUUCUUCAAAAUGAGCGGUGAAUCAGAAUGCCUUAACCCCACCACCCAGAGCCGAGUAUCCAAAUUUUAUCCCAUCCCACACCUGCAUAACUCCGGUUUAUAGCCUCCCGUCGGCGUCGGACAAGGCUGCGGGUACAAGACUCUUCCUGCUUGAGUGAGAAACAUUUUUCUGACCGUUACUGAUAACCAUGAAAAUGUCCUCAAGGCUUUGAUUCCACCGUUUGUGAGCAUGACGUGCCUAACCCGAGUACACACACACACAAACACACCACUCCCUCACGUAAUCAGGCUCUCUAGGCUUGUUGGGAAAUGUCCAAAGGGGCAGUAUGCACUUUUCUGAGCAUGUUCAACAUUAAUAAACCUGCAGUAGGUAGCUGAGGCCAACUGUGCUUGUCAGAUGAAUUGUUAGCGCUGCCUGCUACUGAAUGAAUGAUCUCCAGUGCCUCAUAUGUUAUGUUUUGGUUUUUAUUCAAUGCAUUUAGGCUCUGGCCUGUGUUUUUUGUUUUUUUUUUUUGUUUUUUUUACAGCUAGCAGUAAUUAAAUUUAUCUCUGAAUGUUUUGCACUUAAAAAUUGUUAUCAUUUCUUCUCAUAAUUAAAGUGUGGCUAAAUCAUUUUAAUUAUUAAUCAAGCCAGCUGUUUCAUGGGACAUAUCCUGAUGAUGGACUUCAAAGAGUGGUUUCAUACAAGGAUUCAGUGUUGUCAUGGAGAAAAAUGACGCCAUAGUGAGACGAUCAGAUGUACUGUGUUGUAAAUGAUCCGCUGAUAAAAUGUUACAUGUGUAUUCCUACAUAUUAAGUUUAAUCAGAUACUGUGAUGAAGAUUUUAUACUUGAGGGGUAAAUCAACAAAAUUAUCCGUUGCUGUAGUUGAUUAUUUGAUUUUAUUGCUGUACCCAGAACACAUUCAUUCCCCUGUUGAUUUUUAUUCUAUUAGAGAGGGUUUUUUUAAUUAUCUAUAUAAUAAAUCUUUUUUUUUUGUUUGUUUGUUUUUUUUUAGAGUUGCUUUGAACAGCCUUCUCAUGAACAAAUGUUUUUAUGUUACCCAUGAAGAUACUUAAGGAAUGUAAUGCUGUUGAUUUGCACUGUUUCGCCACAUGAGCUAAAAAAAAAAAAAAUAAUAUGCAGUACGUUAACUGUCAUGUGUCUUUGACAGCGAGUCACCUUUCUUUCACGCCUGCCUACUCAAACUGCAAAGCGACUGAAUUCUGAAAUAUAUUGCCUGCUUCAUUUUAUCACUUACAAUUUAACCUUUUUUCCCCUUAAAUAAGCCCUUAGUAUUUUAUGACCACAUUUAGUUUUGUAAACAUGUAUUACUAAUGUAUUCAGGCUGUCAUUGCUGUUUUAUGACGGGCUUCUGCUCUUUUUGAGACCAGUGUUGUAUGAAAGGUCUAAUGCUGUAUCUGUAACUCCAUAGGUGUAUGAACUGUGUGAAGAGGUGUCCACUGUAUUUUAUGAGCAAAGCGAGGAUCCACACAAACCAGUCAUUCAAGAGGGAGUUUAUUUUGCCACUGCAUAUCAACAGUGCAUGUUCUAAUUACUGUGGGCUCAACAUUGUGUUUUUUUUUUUUCCCAUAAAGAUGACGACAAAAUGUCAUGAAUGCUGGAUUUUUAUUGGGGUUAAUGGAGACUGUGUCUGUGAAUUACACCAUUGGCCCCAUAGAUUAAAAUAUUUUUUUAUUUUGUUAAGUUACAGCAUUUCUGAAGUGUUGAUAUCAUUCGACCACAAUGAAUAUUCUUAGUAUAUGCAUUUUUGAUGUCGGAUUAAAUGUAUUUAAGCUGUCUUUAUAAAUGGACGUUUUUGUUGUAAAUAAAAAUACUGACUGUUAAUUUGCCA
Sphaeramia orbicularis (orbiculate cardinalfish) is the source of this 5836-nucleotide messenger RNA. RefSeq names its product STE20-like kinase a (gene slka). Bases 447 to 4106 code for a protein of 1219 amino acids. Lineage: Eukaryota; Metazoa; Chordata; Actinopteri; Kurtiformes; Apogonidae. Gene Ontology annotation, molecular function: ATP binding; protein serine/threonine kinase activity. The transcript has 19 exons. Gene Ontology annotation, biological process: protein phosphorylation. The record is from RefSeq and is a predicted model, not a curated record.